AUGCGCUUCCCUUUACCAGCAGACACGUUUCCGCCGCUAGUUGUGUCGGAGGAGGAUCGCUUCGAGCUCCAGCGAUUAUCAGAAAGUUUUAUUCACGAAGCGAUCGAGGAAUACACAGAUUUCCGCUAUGCCGAUGGAGGAGUUCUGGACAAAGAACGCUGGAAAGCGGUCAAGACUCGGGAAGGAGUGACGUCGUAUCGGGAUCUGCGAAUGAUCGAUCUAGAGAGAUCGCGUUCAGCCCCCAAAGAACGAGUCGGUUCGGGGUGUAUGACAGCAUCGACUAAACUCCAUGGGGUACUGGCAAUCGGUACGAUCGAUGGAGAGUUUAACGACAUGGCGUUUGGACUUAUUAACGGGAAUACGGAGAUGCUGAAGAUCAAAUCUUCAUAUACUAACGACAAGAUCGCCGAUGCUAAAGUAUUGGCUACUAUAGUGGAACCUACGCCAACGGAGCCCGUACGAGGAACAUAUCUUAAGUGGGGUGUAUCAAUCGGAGUCCCCGUUCUACUUCGGACGAUCGUUCGACCGCGAGAUUUCGUGUACUUGGAGUCUAUCGGUAUCCUCAAAACUGAAUCAGGUGAACGGAUCGGAUUUAGUCUGAUGCAUUCGAUUCAAAUCCCGACGAUCCGUGAGCUUUCAGAGUACCAAAUUGUACGAGCAAAUGCCUCAAUCUGCGUACUAUUCCGACAGAAAUCUUCAGGCAAGAUCGAACUUUACGUCAAAGGAUUCGUGGAUGCUAUGGGCGAUAUACACCACUGUGUAGCUGUACCAGCAACUGCAGACGCACUCAUGUCGUACAGCAAAGUCGUGCAUUGUGGACAGAUGAAAAAGCUCAACUGGCUGUUAAAAACUAGAAAGACAGUAAUUCUGGACCAUGGCAGCGACUGCGUUGUCUGUAUGAACGCUGCAAGUCGUCCUAAAUCCUGUCAAGUGUGCUCCAACAACAUGUGUUCUCGUUGUAGUGUCACCAAGAAGCUGAGCUUCCUCUCUCCUACAACGCGUCGAGUCUCUCAACGAAGCAUGAUCUUCUGUGUACGAUGUCUACUAGCCGCGUUUAAAGCCGAUGCUCUCGAGAUCGCAGCAGAAGAACUAGUACGUCAAAACCCCUUCGACUUCUACGAGGCCUCGACCAACUCAACUCCCUCGUCUAAAAUAGUCUCACCUUCAAGUACAAACCCAGACGCUACCAGUGAGUUCUUCGGUUAA
This is a messenger RNA of Phytophthora nicotianae INRA-310, 1206 nucleotides long. RefSeq lists its product as hypothetical. The transcript has a single exon. The record is from RefSeq and is a predicted model, not a curated record. The coding region runs from base 1 to 1206 and encodes 401 amino acids. Lineage: Eukaryota; Oomycota; Peronosporomycetes; Peronosporales; Peronosporaceae.